CUUUUCCGGUUACUGUGGCGCGAAGAACCAUGAGCAGCAAAGUCUCCCGCGACACCCUGUACGAGGCGGUGCGGGAAGUCCUGCACGGGAACCAGCGCAAGCGCCGGCAGUUUUUGGAGACGGUGGAGCUGCAGAUCAGUCUGAAGAACUAUGACCCUCAAAAGGACAAACACUUCUCGGGCACCAUCAGGCUUAAGUCCACUCCCCGCCCCAAGUUCUCCGUAUGUGUUCUGGGGGAUCAGCAGCACUGUGAUGAGGCCAAGGCAGUGGAUAUUCCCCACAUGGAUACUGAGGCGCUGAAGAAACUCAACAAGAAUAAGAAAUUAGUCAAGAAGUUGGCCAAGAAGUAUGAUGCCUUUUUGGCUUCAGAAUCUCCGAUCAAGCAGAUCCCACGAAUCCUGGGCCCAGGCCUGAAUAAGGCUGGCAAGUUCCCUUCCUUGCUGACCCACAAUGAAAACAUGGUGGCCAAAGUGGAUGAAGUGAAGUCCACCAUCAAAUUCCAGAUGAAGAAGGUGCUGUGUCUGGCAGUGGCUGUUGGCCAUGUGAAGAUGACAGAUGACGAGCUUGUGUACAACAUCCACUUAGCGGUCAAUUUCCUGGUGUCCUUGCUCAAGAAGAAUUGGCAGAACGUCCGGGCUUUAUACAUCAAAAGCACCAUGGGCAAGCCCCAGCGCCUGUACUAAGGCACAGUUCAAUAAAUCCUAGUGCUACCCUUAAAAAAAAAAAAAAAAA
Odobenus rosmarus divergens (Pacific walrus) is the source of this 732-nucleotide messenger RNA. RefSeq names its product 60S ribosomal protein L10a-like. Lineage: Eukaryota; Metazoa; Chordata; Mammalia; Carnivora; Odobenidae. The record is from RefSeq and is a predicted model, not a curated record. Bases 30 to 683 code for a protein of 217 amino acids. The transcript has a single exon.